GACGGGACCAGGCUGCGAAGUUGGAGUGUCCAACAAAACUGUCCAAUAUGAGGACCAGUGUGGCCAUAAUUGUUCUGGCAACACUGAUAAUUGUGCCAGAAAUUCGAUGUCAGCAAGUUGCGGAGGCCCUGAAGACCCACUUGCUGACAGGGUAUGACAAGUACCUCCGCCCGGUGACCAACUCAAGCCAGAAGAUCGACGUCACUUUUGGCGUGGGCCUGCGGCAAAUCAUCGACUUGAAAGAGAAAGAGCAAACGUUCCGAAUCAACGUCUGGCUACGAUUGUUCUGGACAGACUACCUGCUGCAGUGGAACGCUUCCGACUGGGGCGGUGUGACUUCAAUAACCGUACAUUCCUCCGAAAUCUGGCGACCGGACGUAUUCCUCUAUAACAAUAUUGGUGAUUCCUACGGCAAUGUAGAAGAGAUCACCAGCAUUACUGUCCAAAGCACCGGGUCAAUCUCCUACUACCAGCCUGGCAUCUUCGAAAGCGCAUGUCCGGUUCAUGUCGGGAGCUUCCCGUUUGACACACAGGAAUGUGAGUUGGAGUUCGGGUCGUGGAUUUACCACGGCUUCGUUCUGGACUUCCACAACAGCGCCAACGAGUCUGACCAGUCAAGUUACAUCCCAAAUGAGGAGUUCGUGCUCACAAGCUCCCCGCUCAGAAAAAAGGUUGGCUACUACUCCUGCUGUCCCGAACCGUACCCUUCAAUGGUGAUCAACUUCUACUUGCAAAGGCGGUCCUUCUUCUACAUCUUCAACAUGGUUCUCCCCUGUAUCAUCCUGAUGGUACUGAACUGGUUCGGGUUCUACAUCCCCCCGGACAGCGGCGAGCGGCUGGGAUUCUUCAUGACCAUCCUGCUGGCUCUCGUCGUCUUCCUGCAGGUUCUGGCAGACAUCUUGCCCAAAACCUCGCAGACCACUCCACUGCUGGGAGUGUUCUUCGCUGCCACCAUCGGACUGGUCGGCUUCUCGUGCCUGGUCUCCAUCGUCAUCAUCCGCCUGUCCUGUAACAGCCCGCCGACCCGCCCCGUGCCCCGCUGGGUGCAUGUGGUCCUCCUGCACGGCCUGGCUCGCCUCUUCUGCAUGACCAGCAUCUACAAUGAAGACAACAUGGUCAAAGUCAGCCCCACCGGUGGAGUGGCAGCAGACGACCUUGUAGUCGAGAGGGUGGUAAGCAACGGCCAUGUCGUCAACGGAGAUGUGGACAGCCCAUACCCCACCAGGGUCACCAACGGGCGCCGAGAGUCCGUCAACGACCAGUCGGUCCUCACCGUCCUUCGCGGUCUCAACGCGCAAGUCACCAAACACUUCAACACUCUCGGGGAGAAGGCGACCGAGGAGGGGCACCAGGACGACUGGAAGAUGGUGGCUCUUGUCCUGGACAGGUUUUUCCUUUGGGUGGUGGGUGCAGGAACGAUUGCCGUCAUAGUUUGUCUGUUCUUUGUCAGAUACUAAAUAUAUCCGGGGAAUCCCAGUGGCCAGUCACGACGUCACAAUGAACAAGCUACUAUAUCUCAUCUGGAA
Messenger RNA from Branchiostoma belcheri (Belcher's lancelet), 1526 nucleotides. Its product is annotated as neuronal acetylcholine receptor subunit alpha-10-like. The transcript has 8 exons. Gene Ontology annotation, biological process: regulation of membrane potential; signal transduction; monoatomic ion transmembrane transport. Gene Ontology annotation, cellular component: neuron projection; synapse; postsynaptic membrane. The record is from RefSeq and is a predicted model, not a curated record. Lineage: Eukaryota; Metazoa; Chordata; Leptocardii; Amphioxiformes; Branchiostomatidae. Gene Ontology annotation, molecular function: acetylcholine-gated monoatomic cation-selective channel activity; transmembrane signaling receptor activity. The coding region runs from base 48 to 1457 and encodes 469 amino acids.